ACACCCCACCGCCAUUCCAGAUGGGUAACCUCUGUGGGAAGCAGUCGAAAGACAACUUUCAGGGUCCAGGACGGACGCUGAGCUCGGCUCCGACGCCCGCCACGAAGGCUUCCGUCCCAGCGCGAGCGACAAAUGAGGGCAGUUCAGCGUCGAAGCCCAAGAUAACAGGGCCGGGCAGAACCGCGCGAGCGAACAGAACGGCGACGGGAGACCUAGCGAAGAAGCUCGAAGCGCAGAAGAAGCAGACGCGAAACCAGACGCUGCAAGAAGCAGCCCACGAGAACCGGGCACAGCGCGAAGCGGACGCAGCGACCGAAGCGAGGAACUAUAAUUAA
Molecule: messenger RNA, 335 nt
Organism: Trematosphaeria pertusa
Lineage: Eukaryota; Fungi; Ascomycota; Dothideomycetes; Pleosporales; Trematosphaeriaceae
Exons: 2
Coding region: 21-335 (104 amino acids)
Source: RefSeq, a predicted model, not a curated record